This is a messenger RNA of Amoebophrya sp. A25, 5481 nucleotides long. The record is from the annotation of a GenBank genome assembly. Lineage: Eukaryota; Dinophyceae; Syndiniales; Amoebophryaceae.
AGUGAUCCUCUCGUACUUGCUGGUGAUUUAUUUAGACAUCAGGCAUUUUUCUACUGGUGAGUUGUAGGUGUAGAUCUAGGCUUUCAUAGUAUGAGUAUCCUUCAUAUAUUCUGCCGAUGAGUAGCAUAUGUUCUCCGCACUGCUCUUUCCGCCUCAAAGCUUAUUAAGACAUCAAGGAUCGCAACAAAUACAAAUUAAAGAAGACGUGAGGAUGGUCAACACUAGAGAGGAACGAGACACCAUGCUGAUGAUGUCGAUUUCCUUCUUCGUUCUUAAGCACUUCUCGCACUUUAUCCUCAUCCUUUUGCUCUGCUCAUGUGAAGAGUCGUGCUUUGGUCUAGAAAAUUAAGGUUACCGCUGAAGCAUGUCCUUAACACUCUCCUUGGCCUAUUUUUCAAUGGGAUUUUCAAGAAGAAAAAGAGGGCUCCCUAAGAGGUAUUUUGGGACUGAACACCAUAGUUCUUGUUUCUUCUUUUUCAAGUAAAAAAGGGCUCAGGGACAAGUUCAGGGAAGCGAAGCGGUGGCUCUAAAAAUAUGCACGAGAAAAGCGGACCCUCAGUAUACUGCGACAACGCUUAAGGUGUCCAGCUGAAACGGAAACCGAGACUGAUGGCCCAACCUAUUUUAUGAUGCCAGUGAUUGAGAACAGAGCAGAGGGAAUGUCAGCGCAGACGAGAAUGUCGUAGUUCGUCUUGAUUCUGAAUAACAGCCAGUGACAGCAUCAAAAUGCUGACAACAAAUCCAAAUGUAUUUGCGUGUCCCCACUAACUCUGUUGACCUACUACAUGAUCAAUAACCAUGUUUAACUACAUAGUAAUUAGUUAGUCUAACUCCACUACACUACAUGAUCGUCCAUAAGCCGUCUCUCAAUCAGUGGAUCAGCGUUCAUAGGCUCACAGGCUCCUGAGGUAAAGAUGGACAGUGUCCCCUUCGGGUACGGGACUGGGGAAUUGUACAAAGCGAAGGGUCGUGGUAGGCGUAAGGCUAACCCUACUUAUUCAUCAUCAUCUUUAGAGAUAUAUUGAACAAAGGGUGUUGUGCCACGGGAAAGUGGUUCAUACUUUUGCGAUGCUCAUGUUCAGGAUGAAUACAGUAAGAAUAUCGCUGAGCAGGUCUAAUGGGAAAGCCAGAGGUCGUGGAAAUAAAGACGACCACGACGUCAACAGUGGAGUUGAGACGAAGCGUGUUGUGGACGAUAUUGUAGGAGAAACGGGGAACUCAUCCCUUCCUCGACUUGAGAUACUCCCUCAACAGCCGCUAGACGCUCUUAAUCUAAGGCCAUCGAUCAGUCGACUCCUUCUUUCCAUGUCCCACUUUCUUACAUGCUUCACUUUUAGAAUUAGGGCUGCUUCACGUGCCCAGAAUUUACAUAUAUUUUGAUGCGCUUUUCUAGUUUCAUAAUAGUAAAUUACUCUCAAUCUCUGUAUGUAUAAGCAAUUUAGCAAUUUACACCUAGAUUCAUACAAUAAUUUUGCGUCCUAUAAAUGAAUCUAAUAUCUGCGCUGUUUUUCCACCAUGGUUCCGACCGUGGCUUCAUCACGCACAUGUAUGGCGACAGCUAUCACCUCUUGUUCGAUUCGUUUGUCACUAACAUUGAGGGAAAUUCUCUCGUGAGACGAGGACGCUGUGGCAUUCGCAGGAUACUACUAAGUCUUACCCUAAUCCGUCCCCGGAAGCAUCCCCAAGAGGUUUUCCAAGGAGAAAGUGCGCCUGGGAUGCAUUGCGGGAUGAAUUAGGGUGAGCUCUAAAACUAGAGGUGGGCCUCGGAACCGUCGAGAAGGAUGAGCCCAGUUCAAUGCACUUUAAGAAAACCUGGCUGCCGAAGUCGUAGUCGUUUUAAUACUCAGUGUUAUUACUGAUGCCACCCUCUGUCUGAUUGACUGAGUUUUUAGUUCGUCAAGUAUUCAAUCGAAUGACAUUUCAUCUCUGCACUUAAUGGUAGAAGCUAGACGUAGACCUCCUGCAAGUAAAACAUUAUUAUGGCCAACUUGUUCAAUAAGAGCGUGAAAGUCAAUGUUUUACAGUCUCCUUGGGAUAAAAUUGUCAUUAUAGUCAUGACGUCGCUCUGUAGGCAAACUUGAAUGAAGCUACACUCGAACUAGAGUCCUCCUUGUCGCACAGCCCCUACUUUAACCUCCUAAACCUCCUCUUUGACCUCCUUUGAGUUUGACCUCAUACGCUGUGGAGGUGACGAACCCCACUUCCCUACUUUGAACUUCUACUUUAACAAAAGGCAAACGCAUCUUCUCGGUCGCCUACUUUGGCCUAAGAUUUGCACCUUAAUAAUAGUAGCUACUAGUCGUUGAUCUCCUACUUUCUUCGUGGCCUUCUACUUUGAAGAUUUCUUUAAACGCUCCUCUUAUUUUUUACCUGACCUUGUUUUACUUUCGUAGAAGUUACUAGCUCUUGACCUCAUCAUUUUUGACCUCCUGCUUUCUUGGCUUUCUCCUACAUUAAAUACUGGUGGAAAGCAGGCGCCGCGGCGAAGUACAUGCCUGGCGCUAGUCUCGAAGUUUGGAGAGAAUAUUUCCAGAACGCCGAAUUGAUUGUGGGACUAGACGUGAGCAGUUCUGCUGUCGCAUUGGCAAGAAAAAGACUCGAGGGUUAAGACUUGCUGCAAUUUAUCAAUCUUGAUGAGAAGUAGUCUUACUCUAUAUUAUAGGGUCUAUAACAGUGCUAUCAACUGUGAAGUGGCCCUACUCUAUAUUAUAUAUACAUAGAUUCUAUUAUAGCAAAAAUGGUGCACGGGACGACUAGUAUAAUACAGAGAAAUAGUACUGACUUUUAUUUUGAAGGAGCGACACCUCGUCACUGCCCAAUAUAUAAUGGGGAAAGCGCGUCAAGGAGCAUGGGUAAGCUCUAAGAUGAAUUUGGGUAAGCUCUAAGAGGGUCAUACUUUUAUACAAGUCGCGAGAGCAAGCAGCUUUGUACCUGGAGAUGUAAGAAAUGCAUUUGAAGAGCUGGGACUACUUGCAACACAGAAAAACGAAGAAUCAAGCAGGGAAUCAAACUAUGAGCCUACUGGUAAUUAAGGCUACUACCGCUGGAGAAUCCUCAGCAACAUGACAUCCUUGGCUUCUACUUUUUCAAGAGGGAAAAGGGCCCAGGGACGCGGCGCGGUAGCUCUAACCUAGCCUUUUAUUCGAUGCGAUUCUAGACUUAAGGCUCGAAAGAAGCUGACCCCACAUGGAUCCCGUUAAAGUACUGCGCUGGUAGGUCCUGGCGAAUCAUUCUUGGGGUGUUGUACCAUUGAGGCCAGCACUCCUGGGGUAAGUAUUUUAACAGGAUCCGUAGUUCAGUGUUGAUGGGGUUCAGUGGUGAUCAAGAUUAGUACUAAUAGAUGAUGGCCUUCAUUCAAUUCCCGCUAUGACCGCGACGCUUUUGACUUUGUGGCCUUUUCUGAAUCCCUCAGGCGGUUUGUAUGUGAUUGUUAAGAUGAAGACGCUUUGUUUGUGAUUGAUGCUGAGAAAAGACUUUGGUUUUGGUAUCAUGUGAUUGCGAGGCAUAACUAGUUUGUUGGAAGGCGUUAGUUACUCCUGCCAGUAAUAUCAGGAACCAAGGCUACAUGAAGGUAUGCCACAACCAUUACCACACCAGAGCUUUUCAUUUAUAAAAAGUGAAAAUCCGUUAUACUAUAUAGAAGGAAGAAACCUACUCACCCUCAAGAAACUAUGCCUUUCAGAUACAGACUUUGACUUUACUUCUGGCUCCUUUAAAGUAGGUAGUUUAAGUAGCUACUUAGGGGACUCGCUAGAUAUGCUAGUUGCGCUAUGCUUCUUUAAAUUCUCAUCUUCUAAUGCGAAAGAUAUCCGCUUCGAAGAUGUCCAGCCUUUGAUGUGGUCGCUGCAACAUUUUUUCUUCCGGAGGCGUGUACGGAUGUGGACCUUCGUCUCGCCAUUUGUUAAGGGCGAUCUGUGUAUAAGUAGACGAUCUUCGUGCUUUAUAAUUGCUACGAGUUUUUAGAGUGGUGCGGCGCACUGGUGUGAAAUAGAAACAGUAAUUUUUGAAACAUAAACCCAUCUAAUAUUGAUGUGUUGUAUAUUAGCGGAAGAGGGCAAGCCAUCUGUUAUUACGGAACACAGUAUAAGUGGCUUUGAUUGGUUAAUAAGGGGAAAAGGAAAAGGAACCGAAGGGGGAGAAGACUUUCCUGGGAAGCUGAAGGUAGAGCCUACACCGUCUUUGUAAAGAGUUUUUAGAGUGGUACGACGCGGCCUUGUUCUCUGUUAUAAGUAGUCCAAGAACAUGUUAAACGUUAUAAUGAUAAAAAGGGGUGUAAAGUAUCCUGAUGAUCGAGAUAUCUGAAUAUUUUUAGAUAUCAGGAGCACCCUUUUUACAAGUGUGACCACGUCCAACAGCCUUUUUACAAGUGUGACGCUCCUACGACCUCUAAUUCUGGCACAGCAGCAAUGAUAGCUCUGCGAAAAGAAGGAGUGGAGAACAGUCCUCAGCUGUUAUACUCUCCCCAAGUCUUAGACCACGUGUUUGGAGGUCGUGGUAUAAAAGAGGGCCACGUGUUUGAAGUUGCUGUAGAAGGAGAAGGAGACGUUAUAGAAGGGAAUGAAAAAGUAGUAAAAAUCAGUCAACAAGGAGAUGGAGGACAUCAAGAAAUAGAAGCAAUAGGAGACAGUCAACGACAAGGAGAUGUAGGGCAAGGCCAUGAAAAUCCCAAUGAUUUUCAUGUUGGUCGUGCAGUACGCGAUCAUAUCGAUGAGGACGGUAGUAAAACGGGUAAUGCUAAUGCAUCAAGUUCUACCGCGUCUCGUGGGCAUCAUCAUGUUGGUAUUGCUCCUGCUAUAUUUAGUGAACAAAAUACCGAAAAGGACAAUAAGGGUAGUAACACAAAUACUUCCUCAACAUCAACCUCCUUGAUAAUGCCUGGCCCAUCAGCUAUCUCGCGACGCCCUCUACGAGAAGUACAACAGGCUGACGUCGAGACCAUCCGUUCCCUAUUCGGUUUGAAAGCAUUGCGCAUGCUUAGGGAGCGUUGGUGGUUACCUUUGAGGACUUUCAUGUCCCAGUUGGACUCUCCUGGAAACUUUAUAACUUGGAAGUUUACCAAUGCCACGCCAUCGUCGUCGUCGACAUCGACCUCAUACGCAGUUCAUGUGAGUCGUUGGUUUGGCCAAUUAGCGAUAAAAGAGGACGAUAUGAAUGAAUGAGUCUACACCACUACUUCUAGUUGAAAGUGAACUACAGGAUGUAUGGUUUGAAACGAAGGGACAUGAAAAUGAACUACAUCAAAGGUACUUGAGAGGACGGGCUAAGAAGUAGGAACCAGGAACUUCGACAGGAGAGCUUUUCCAUAGAGCCUCACUUCCACAUCAAAGCUUCAGGAUAGAGUAGCAAGAUCGCUCCUGCUGCGUAAGAACUCCUAUUCGGCACGCGCAUGAUGUCCCACUAGAUCUGUUGUUUACUGUGGCAGCUUCCUUGACUCAAGCCGGUAGGCCACAUGAUGUCAAUGGGAGGAUCAGCCAAAGCAUC